UAUCCAUUGGGCGCUAGGCGGGUGUUUUAUUGACAGAACAGCAAUUAGAAACAACACCAGUCCUAAGGAUCAAGAUGAGAACACCACCCCCUGUGUUUAGAGUAGCACGUCAUCCACCCUUAAAUGAAGACGAAGACAUCACUAUCCUGUUUGAAGGCAAUAAGGUCGUGAGUAUUGAUGGACAGAGUCUUUGGAUGGUAUUAAGAGUAUGCGAUGGACAACGAGAAAGUGGGAUUGAUGCUUCUCGAAUGCAUACUGCUUUCACCUACAAGAAAUGGGAUUUGCAGCACCAAGAUCAAGUCAAGGAUAUUGUCAGUUUAGGUCCCUCUCCUACCUAUUCACAGACACCUUACCUGGAUCCAUCCACCACUAUAUCCACCUCAAAUAAUUUUCCUCCAAAAGCAGCCACGUCAAGAUACAUUGGCGUAGGUGCACAUCCCAUGCUGACGUUUUAUGCCACAUCCGAAUCCACACGACCUUUCAUGUCGGCUGCUUCUAUGGCCAGUUAUGUUGUAUCCCGUGUUACUUUACCUGUCUUUUCGUUUGCCAAAUCAUGGUGGGGCGGUCAACAAGAACAAGAGUCACAAAAAGCACCUACACCCUAUGUACCUGAGAUGCGUAGACCCCCAAGUCAUAUUGAACCUGCUACACCCAUUCCAGUCCUGUUAUCAGUCGAUGAUGCCUAUCGAAAAAUCAACCACAUUUCUAUUUCCCCGCCUUCCACUAGCUCACAACACCAGACACUCGCGGCUACCUCAGAUGCGCUUGGCCGAGUCAUCCUCUGGGAUGUUGUGGAAGGUGAAAUGAUUCGUAUGUGGAAAGGUGUGCGCGACGCUGUGUGUGGAUGGGUAGAAGUGUUUGAGCAUCAGUUGUAUGGAUUAGAACCAGCGCGUGUGCCAAAAGUCUUGUUGUUUUUGGUGAUCUAUACGCCCAAACGGGGUAUUGUCAAAGUCUUUCAGAUGCGACAUGGGAAACAAAUAGGCGCCUAUCAUGUUGGAUCGGAGUGGCAUCUUGUGCCUUGUGGUAGAGAACCUUUAGGCAGCAGCAUGGUCAGUGCAGACAGAAGAAAAAGAAAAAAUGAUCCUCAUCAGCAUGAUGGACUGUCGAGCUGUUUAUUAGUAGGACCGGAUGGAGAAGUACGUAGGAUAAAGAUUGUCUUGAAAGAAUCAAGACCUACGAUUGCUGUGGAUCAAUAAACGCAUUUUGAAAUAUAUAUACGGAAGAUCUUUUGCCGAUAUACAAAAUCAGUCGGAGAUCACACGUCAAAAUUUUAUAACAGAGAAAGUAUCCC
Molecule: messenger RNA, 1291 nt
Organism: Gilbertella persicaria
Lineage: Eukaryota; Fungi; Mucoromycota; Mucoromycetes; Mucorales; Choanephoraceae
Product: Rab3 GTPase-activating protein regulatory subunit N-terminus-domain-containing protein
Exons: 1
Coding region: 75-1196 (373 amino acids)
Biological process (GO): regulation of GTPase activity
Source: RefSeq, a predicted model, not a curated record